Dentiscutata erythropus is the source of this 130-nucleotide messenger RNA. NCBI's taxonomy places the organism in Eukaryota, Fungi, Glomeromycota, Glomeromycetes, Diversisporales, Gigasporaceae. The record is from the annotation of a GenBank genome assembly.
ACAAUUCCAAGGAAUAGAAACCAGAUUACCACAACAACCUCAACUAACUAGACCAAAAAGACCAGGCAAAUUUAAACGAGUACCAACACUACAACAAUCACAAGCAGAACAAACAGAUUCUGACAAUUAG